Molecule: messenger RNA, 2714 nt
Organism: Pelobates fuscus (common spadefoot toad)
Lineage: Eukaryota; Metazoa; Chordata; Amphibia; Anura; Pelobatidae
Gene: CAPN9
Product: calpain 9
Exons: 20
Coding region: 150-2222 (690 amino acids)
Biological process (GO): proteolysis
Cellular component (GO): cytoplasm
Molecular function (GO): calcium-dependent cysteine-type endopeptidase activity; calcium ion binding
Source: RefSeq, a predicted model, not a curated record
UGUUCAGCACUUUCUGCUUUCUUUCAAGCUGUCAGGUUGCAGUGGUAUACUUGUUUGUGGUCGUGUGUCACAUUAUAUUAUUGUACACACUCAGCUUUGGAAAGGACUUGCAUAUUGUCACAUAAGAAGUUCCAGUAGCCGGACAAAAGAUGCCCUAUAUUUACCAAGAUCCAAAUAAGAAGGAACCAAGUGUUCCUGAAACAGCUAGAAACAUUCACUCAUCUGGCAAAAGCUAUCAAGAAAUUAAACAAGAGUGUCUACAGAAGGGGACUCUGUUUGAAGAUGUUGACUUCCCAGCUAAUGAUGGUUCUCUUUUCUACAGUGAAAAACCCAAUAUCCCAUUUGUAUGGAAAAGACCAAAGGAUAUUGCCUCAAAUCCUCAGUUUAUUCUAGGAGGUGCUUCAAGAACAGAUGUAUGUCAAGGGGAUCUUGGAGACUGUUGGCUUUUAGCAGCUAUUGCUUCUCUGACUCUCAAUGAGAAGGUUAUGUUUAGAGUGGUACCUCCUGACCAAACAUUUGACUCUGGAUAUGCUGGCAUAUUUCACUUCCAGUUUUGGCAACACAAUGAAUGGAUUGAUGUUGUAAUUGAUGAUCGCCUCCCCACAUUCAGAAAUCGUCUAGUCUUUCUGCAUUCGGCAGAUCUAAAUGAAUUUUGGAGUGCAUUACUAGAAAAAGCAUAUGCCAAGCUGUACGGAAGCUAUGAGGCAUUAAAAGGAGGUAGCACUAUUGAAGCUAUGGAAGAUUUCACAGGGGGUGUUUCAGAAACGUAUGAAAAUAAAAGUGCUCCUGACAAUUAUUUUGAAAUUAUGGAGAAAGCUCUUAAAAGAGGGUCAAUGCUGGGAUGCUCGAUUGAUACCACAAGUUCUGCUGAAACAGAAGCUAAAACCCCUCAAGGUCUUGUAAAGGGACAUGCUUAUUCAAUAACUGGCAUGGACAUGGUAACUUACAAAGGUCAAAAAGUCAAACUUAUCAGAGUCAGGAACCCCUGGGGCCAGGUAGAAUGGAAUGGAGCGUGGAGUGAUAAUGCCUCAGAAUGGAAUAAUAUUGAUCCUGCAGAGAAGAAACGCCUGACUCAGAUAACACUUGAUGAUGGUGAAUUUUGGAUGAAAUUUGAGGACUUCAAGCACUAUUAUGACAAGGUUGAGAUCUGUAAUCUCACACCUGAUGCUUUGGAUGAUGACACUACACACAAGUGGGAAGUUUCGGUCCACCAGGGAAGUUGGAUUAGAGGUUCUACUGCUGGAGGAUGCAGAAAUUUCCUAGAUACAUUUUGGUCCAAUCCUCAAAUUCAGCUGAGUCUAAAGGAGACGGAUGAUGGGCAUCACGAAUGUACUUUCAUUGCUGCCCUGAUGCAAAAGAAUAGGCGCAAGCUCAGAAAAGUGGGAGCCGACAUGUUAACAAUAGGAUAUGCUAUUUACCAGUGCCCCGGAAAAGAAUCACAGUUGACAAAAGAUUAUUUCAAAUUUAAUCCCUCUAAGGCAAGAAGUAAAACAUAUAUUAACCUGAGAGAAAUUUCCCAGAGGUUCAAGCUCCCACCAGGAGAUUACAUGCUUAUUCCAACUACAUUUGAACCCCACCAAGAAGCAGAUUUUUGUGUGAGAAUAUUUUCAGAGAAGAAAGCUGAGAUUAAAGAAAUUGAUGGUGAUAUUAAUGUUGAUAUUCCAGAGCCAUCUAAACCAAACCCUCCACAUCAAGAAACUGAAGAAGAAAAGCAAUUUCGUAGUUUGUUUGAACAAGUUGCUGGACAAGACAUGGAGGUUAGUGCAGAAGAACUUCAGCAAAUCCUGAAUGCUGUUCUAACGAGAACCAAGAAUGUUAAAGUGAAGGAGAUAAGCCCUUUAUCAUGUAUAAAUAUUGUUUCCCUGAUGGAUGGCAGUGGAAAUGGAAAACUUAACUUUGAUGAAUUCAAGAUCUUCUGGGAUAAACUCAAGCACUGGAUUGCUAUAUUUUUGCAAUUUGACACUGAUAAGUCAGGAACUAUGUCUUCAUAUGAACUUCGAUUGGCUUUAAAAGCAGCAGGAUUUCAAUUGAAUAACCUUGUUUUGCAACUUGUGGUCCUGCGAUACGCUGAUGAAAACUACCAGAUAACAUUUGAUGAUUUUCUAAAUUGUUUGAUUCGCCUGGAAAAUGCUUGCAGAGUGUUCAAGGCAGUUAAUGAAAGCAACUCAGAGACAAUCAUUUUGAAACAAGCUGAGUUCAUCAGUCUUGCAAUCAACAUUUAAAGAAAUAAGUGGAACAACACAACAAAACAGAGAUUUAUUUGUUAUUAUUUGACUUCAUUCAAUUAUAUAAUAAUGUGAAUGGGAUGAAAACAUUAAAAUAAAAAAAACUCAGGUGUUGUAUAGUAUUUGCUACCACAUGCCCACACAUAUCCAGCAUGCACAAUGGCCCAAACAGCACAUGUCUACCACAUAGAUUUACAUUUUAUGUAAAAAUAUUCUGCAACACUAAUAUAUUCUCACAACCCACUGUGUGGUGUACUUGUUGAUUGUGCUGCUACAGUUUGAAGAAUACAUGCAGCAAUAAAAUGGUUUGGCUUGUUAUAAACUUCUAGAUUGACCAAUGGCAUGCUGUAGGUCAGGGGUGUCCAGGCCACAAGCUGCAUGCGGCCUGGUUACCGACUACGAUGCCGGUACACCAGGCAGCUAACGAGGAAGGGAGCCCACUACAUUCUGUGCUCCUGCUGGAUAGCUCCCUCUUGUGCCCUGCAGUGA